AUGAAGAUCUGCGAGGUGACAGAGGACGUUCAAGACUGGGAAAAUCAUCUAGUACUACGUGUCCCUAAUGAUGUCGCUUCGAGGGUCGAUGCGAUGCUUGUGGAUAAUCAUGGAAAGGAGGUUGAUGACCUCGCGAUCCAGUUCACCUCUACGGAUAUGCGACACGCGAAUGUCCGCAUCGGCACUCAUAUCAUGAGUGCAAAAAUCUAUGACUUGCCCUGUGUAACAGAGGUCAUGAAAACACUGGACAAGAAGACCCUUUACAAGGUUGCUGACCUCUCCCAGAUAGUUGUCUGCAGUCACGACCUGUGCGCAGUACCUGCCGAAGCUGUUAAACUGGGCAGUAAAAAGGAACUGAAACAGUGGCAAUAUCCUCACGGUCUCACACCGCCGAUGAAAAGUGUGCGCCAAAGACGUUUCCGUAAGACGAAGAAGAAGAAAUAUAUGGAAGCACCUGAGGUGGAACGUGAGCUGAAACGUCUUCUUCGAGCUGAUCUGGAAGCCGAAUCAUUUCGUUGGGAGAUAGUACAAGCUGACGAUAAACGCAAGGAUACAACGAUUUCCGAGCAGACUUUGUUUGGCGAUAAAGUCAGCAGUAGCGAGGACGAUGUUGAGGACCUGCCGCAAGUUGAGAAAGAUGAAUAA
This is a messenger RNA of Ostertagia ostertagi, 645 nucleotides long. NCBI's taxonomy places the organism in Eukaryota, Metazoa, Nematoda, Chromadorea, Rhabditida, Trichostrongylidae. The record is from the annotation of a GenBank genome assembly.